ACAGAACAGAGAGUCCGACCAGCUCCAGGAGCAUUUUACAGACUGUCGGAACAAUAACAAUAGGGAUAAUUUACAGCAAGUCCAUCCAAUGACAGAAGAGAUUAGAGUUCAACCAAUGAGAGGCGAGGUUACAGAUAGAAAGCGAAUGUAGAAUCAGAAUAGUAACAAGAGGUCCUUUCCGGGAGCAGCCAACAUACACAGGAUAACAUCCAUACUUUUCGUGAGACAAAAGCUAAAACAGCAGAAUAUAUCGCAAGUUAUAUCAAGCAUGCAAGAAGCAGGAGAAAAUGAAGACAUUAUUGUAUCUGACGGAGAAGUGUCUCGAAGCUUUCAACCGAGAUCCGAUAGUAACGAACGAGAGGAGAAGACUGGCUUUAUAGACAGGGAACCCCGUAGAUCGUCUGAUAGGAAAACUUCCUACAUGUCCAGAUUAAAAACAGACUCCGCCUAUAAAGAAAACGUUAUUGUUAGUCUGGUUUUAUGCUGGACCUUUGUCACCUUGGGGUGGGCGUCUGCACAAUUUGGACCAGCUUUCCUUGACCUUCAAAUUAUUACAAGGACAAAUGUGAAGAAAGCGUCCGGUUUCUUGACCGUUAGAUCCGUUGGGUUCCUGGCAGGUUCAAUCUUGACGGGAAUUCUUUUUGACAGAUAUAGCAAGUUACUUUUGGUGUCAAUCUUUCCAUUGGCGGGUGCAGUGAUAUCAGCCGUCCUGCCCUGGUGUUUCUUGUACGAACUCAUGAUGGCAGUGCACGUUUGUGCCGGCUUCUACCAAGGAGGAAUCGGUGCCAGUGGAAACGCUCUUCUCAUGUACACUUGGGGGCGAGAAGGGAACUCCUUCAUGCAGGCUUUACACUUCUCCUUCGCCUUUGGUGGUAUCAUGUCCCCAUUGGCGACUUCACCUUUCUCCUGGACACACAUGAGGAUUCAAUUGACACAUUUACCACUGAUGUCACACCCGUCGGUCCGUAUAGUGACUACAGCAUCAACGUGUCUUACUACACAAACACUACUAUUAUCAAUUCUAGUAUCUUUGAUAAUGCUACUGUUUCACUCACUGACGACCAAGAUAACUCCAGAUUGUAUAUAGCAUACUGUUUAACUGCAGCAAUGAACAUAUCCGCUACGAUACCGUUGUUCAUUAUGUAUGUAAGAUCACGAAAACACCAAAAACUUAAUUCAAUAAAGAAAACAGGCGUUAAACGGAUAACGAGGGAGCAUACUUUUGGAUUCAAAAUUCUAAUUCUCGUUUGUCUGUGUCUGUUUAUGGCAGUUUACUGCGCCAUGGAGGAAACAUUCACUGCAUAUUUUGCAUCGUUCUGCGUUACACAGUUGGCCUGGUCAAAGGUCCAAGGAUCCUACGUCACAUCGCUGUACUGGGCUGUCUUCGGGCUCGCUCGCUUCUCGGGAAUUUGGGUGGCAAAAUAUGUUUCCCCUACAAAAAUCAUUUGUGUGUUAACCAUUGUUCUGUGUGUUGAUUUAGGAGUGUUGUAUGUUUCUUCAAGUUUCUCGAUUGAUGGAGGUAUCUGGGCAUGCGCAGUUUUCACGGGAGCAUCAAUGUCCCUAAUCUAUCCAUCCUUGAUCUUGUUGACAGAAGAAAAACUACUUCCGGUUUCGGGCAAAGUAAUGUCCCUCUUUAUUAUGGCAUCGUCAGGUGGUACAAUAGCCAACCCAAUCAUUUUAGGAUACUUAAUGGAAACCUUCACACCUAUGUGGUUCACAUACCUGUUGUUUGGGGAGAGCGUAGUGUUGAUUAUUCUAUUUCUCAUCCUCUUACUGAUAGCGAGGCUGUCGGAAUCUAGAUUUAGUGUCAGUAAAUCGUGUGGCAUUGUCAAAGAGGAAACAGCGAACGAACAUGUUUAAGGAAAUGAGAGCUUACCGGGGUAAAAACACUUGUGAAUGAAUACAGAUUUGUGCAAGGUAGAUCCUUUAAGUGCCUUUUACACCCUUAGAUCAGAGAGAUGGUCAGUUAUCGUGCCCUCCGUAGGUUCUAAUCUCUUUUAAUGUAUAUUGAUGCCAAGUUUGGCCAAAAUUGGACUUGUUUGGUUUUUGUAAGUUGAGGGAUGCUGUGUCACCUGUUCCCAUAUUUGUGACUUCACAGUACACUGAGUUCGUCUGUUUCACUAAUUAAAAGUGUCCACGUGUUAAACAUGUAUGUACAAAUAUUAACAAUCCGAUUUUAAUAAUUGAUCUAUCAGCUUAUAGAAGUAAAUAAUGCUCUCUUUCUGCACGUUCUCUUAAUA
Molecule: messenger RNA, 2240 nt
Organism: Pecten maximus
Lineage: Eukaryota; Metazoa; Mollusca; Bivalvia; Pectinida; Pectinidae
Product: sodium-dependent glucose transporter 1-like
Exons: 4
Coding region: 269-1087 (272 amino acids)
Source: RefSeq, a predicted model, not a curated record